Molecule: messenger RNA, 1086 nt
Organism: Zophobas morio
Lineage: Eukaryota; Metazoa; Arthropoda; Insecta; Coleoptera; Tenebrionidae
Exons: 10
Coding region: 476-1036 (186 amino acids)
Biological process (GO): protein polyubiquitination; ubiquitin-dependent protein catabolic process
Cellular component (GO): nucleus
Molecular function (GO): ubiquitin conjugating enzyme activity
Source: RefSeq, a predicted model, not a curated record
UAAAAGAUUAUACAGGAUUAGUUUUCUUCUAUGAGGAGUAAAUUAAAUUAAACUGUUUCACUAAAACCUAUGGAUCUGGCCUAGCUGAUCGCGAGUAAAAGACUACACCAAAAACAGAGGAACCAAUAUAGGAGGAUGCCAGGGGUAGAAGUCACUGGUUGACUAAAGAUUUUUGCUCUAAAUUAUAUUUGCUUAGCGGUAAUGGUUGGAAGCUUUCUAGUUUCGCGCAAGAUUACAUAAAAAUGGAGAGCCUUUCAAGGUGGAUGAAUAAAGAGAUACCACUGGUUAAACAAACGGGGGGGCUUUGCUUUAGUGAUGCUAUGUUAUAAAUGAAUAAAAACUGCAGAGAAGAGUUACUACUCCUCCGUAAGCGUCAUAUUAAAGUGGUGUAGUAUCGUUGAGUGAUCUGCAGAGAGUAAACAAAUUACACGGCGCAAAUUCCCCUUUUAUUAAAUAUUAUUUCUUUCUUCCACUUAUGUCUUCACCAAAGAAAAGAAUAGAAACCGACGUAAUGAAGCUCAUGAUGGCAGACCACGAUGUUAGUUUGGUUAACGACAACAUGAUGGAAUUCUAUGUUAAAUUUUUGGGACCUAAAGACACUCCUUAUGAAGAUGGUUGCUGGAAAGUUCGCUGCCAGCUAUCGGAGGGCUACCCCUAUCAGUCUCCUUCUAUCGGCUUCGUAAAUAAAAUCUUUCAUCCAAAUAUAGACGAGAUGUCCGGCUCUGUUUGUCUUGAUGUUAUCAAUCAAACUUGGAGCCCCAUGUUCGAUUUAUUAAACAUUUUUGAUACUUUUCUUCCCCAACUUUUGAUGUAUCCAAAUCCUACGGAUCCUUUAAACGGCGAGGCGGCUUCCCUGCUCAUGCGGGAACCGGAACAGUAUAAAGCAAAAAUCAAAGAAUACGUUCGAAAAUUUGCCACCAGGGAGGCAUUGCUGGUGGCUGAAAAAAAUCUUGCCGUCGCUAAAUCUGAAGGAUCUUCUAGUGAAAGUGAACUUAGCGAAGAAUACUCGAUAGAAUCUUCCAGUUCUGAUUCUUAAAAAGUUGUAUAACGCGGAUAUUGCCACUAAAAAGAUUAUUAUUGUCGUAU